AUGGCACAGAGAAGCACCAACCCCACCCAGCAAUUCAACUUUGUGGCUCAGGAUAACAUCUGGAAAUACCAUGUUGAAACUGAGUUUGAAGCUGCAAAGAAAUGGUCCAUCAAAUGGGGAUUUUUAACAACACCUUUUGAGGAGUUGAUAAAAGACGAAAGGAAAGAACCCACUAAGCCUAAGAUAGAGCUUCCAGAACAUUUACAAAUCCGACCUGUAACACCAGUGGAAAAAUAUAUUAAGGUCUACCCAUCUCCUCCAAUCCCUAAAACAACUCAAGGAUUUAUUGGCUGGAGAUCAUCUGUGCCAGGACUGGAACUUGAACGUUAUUAUCAGAUCAGAAGCUGCAAAGGUGCCUUUCACAAGGAUCUGAAGUGGCCUGAUGAACCUUCUGAUUGACCUUAAGAAAUAAUGAAUAGGCAUAUUGAGCCAUUUUUUCUUAAUCUAAGUUAAUAUUCAGUAGAACAAAUGUCAGAUUUGCAUAAAUUGAUAUUAGAGGAUAAAUGUUUGUGCAUAAUGUCAGGAAUAUAUUAGGUGAGAGGUAUAUGUGAGAAAUGUAGCAUGUCAGUUAUUACUGUUUUAUUGAAGUCUACUGUAUACAUACUGUUAGUGCACAUUUUGGAAUGUUUUAUCCAGGAAAGCAGCUCUAAUUUAAACACCU
Messenger RNA from Trachemys scripta elegans, 661 nucleotides. RefSeq names its product chromosome 12 C20orf85 homolog (gene CIMIP1). The transcript is spliced from 4 exons. The record is from RefSeq and is a predicted model, not a curated record. NCBI's taxonomy places the organism in Eukaryota, Metazoa, Chordata, Testudines, Emydidae. Bases 1 to 399 code for a protein of 132 amino acids.